Molecule: messenger RNA, 1128 nt
Organism: Capronia epimyces CBS 606.96
Lineage: Eukaryota; Fungi; Ascomycota; Eurotiomycetes; Chaetothyriales; Herpotrichiellaceae
Product: pre-mRNA-splicing factor slt11
Exons: 1
Coding region: 1-1128 (375 amino acids)
Cellular component (GO): U2-type catalytic step 2 spliceosome; U2-type catalytic step 1 spliceosome; Prp19 complex
Molecular function (GO): U6 snRNA binding; pre-mRNA binding
Source: RefSeq, a predicted model, not a curated record
AUGCCGCCCCAGAUCAAACAAGAUCUCAACCGUUCCGGUUGGGAAACUACCGACUUCCCCUCCAGCUGCGAAAAUUGCCUGCCUGAUAACCCUUACGUUCAGAUGCUGAAGGAAGACUAUGGGGCCGAGUGCAAAAUCUGCACCAGGCCCUUCACUGUGUUCCGCUGGAAGGCCGAUCGAACCGCCAGGACGAAGCGAACAAACAUAUGUCUGACCUGCGCGCGGUUAAAGAACUGUUGUCAGUGCUGUAUGCUCGACCUGUCUUUUGGACUACCAAUUACUGUGCGCGAUGCUGCUCUUAAAAUGGUAGCUCCUGGCCCACAGUCAACCAUCAACCGAGAAUACUAUGCUCAAGAGCAUGAAAGGGAAUUGGAGGAGGGUCGAGGCGCUGUGGAGGCAUAUGAAAAAACGGACGAGAAAGCAAGAGAUCUGCUAAGGAGGUUGGCAAACAGUGAACCAUACUACAAGAAGCAACGACGCCUGGAAGCAGAGGGAGCGGACAAACCAGCCGAGCAGAAACAAAAUGGAUACGGACCAGGCCCGGUGCGAACGGCGGAUACUCGAAAGACAGGGACCACACAGCGAGGCGCUCGACCCGGGCAGGGUGGUGCAAGAGUAGUUGCUAGCGCCGCAAGACCUCCUCAGCCAGAAGACUACCUCCCACCAGCCGACCCCAAAAUCACCUCGUUGUUCGUCACUGGUGUUGAGGACGACCUGCCCGAGCAUGCCAUCCGAACAUUCUUUGCGCCUUUUGGCCAGAUCCGUUCGAUCGUCUGCUCACACCGAGCCCAUUGUGCCUUCAUCAAUUAUGCAACCAGGGAGGGGGCUGAGGCAGCCGCCGCGCAUUGUCAAGGGAAAGCUGCCAUUCAAGGUUGCCCUUUGCGGGUAAGAUGGGGUAAACCAAAACCACUCGAUAACACAGAUCGGGAACAGAGAUUGGAAUGGGCCAGAGAAGGAAGACAGACCGCAGCCGCGAUCAAAGAGGCACAGUCUGGUGGUCGAGCGAUAACUGCCGGCGACGGUCAAACUCAGUCAGAAGGAACAGACCGAGGCGAGAGUGCCACUAUUACAGUUGCACCUCCACCAGGUCAAGGGGAGGUCACAUAUGCUAGUCUGGCUGGAGAUUGA